Messenger RNA from Lolium perenne, 531 nucleotides. RefSeq lists its product as uncharacterized. The record is from RefSeq and is a predicted model, not a curated record. NCBI's taxonomy places the organism in Eukaryota, Viridiplantae, Streptophyta, Magnoliopsida, Poales, Poaceae.
AUGGAUCAGGUGGCACAACGUGUUAGCCCACGGCGUUGCGGUGCUGCUGUGAGGAAGAACAAAAAGCAUAUCGUAAGAGGUCCUAACUGUGAGGAGGGUGAGGAUUUUGAAGGUUUCAUCAGGUAUGCCAAUCGCGUAAGAAUGGAUGAUGCACAAUUUGCUACAUUGAAACAGCUAGUUGACAAGCACAUGCCAAGAAAGCCACCGUAUGUCUGCACGAUCAAAAAAUCAAACGUCGUGAAGAAUAAAGCAAAAAUGUACUUCUCGAGGGGAUUCACACUAAACCACAUUGCUAGGCAUACACAGCUACCAGCAGAAAUAGAAGUUUAUUCAUCGAAUACUAAAAUUGCAACAGUUAAGAUGGUGAUGAGCAAGUCACAGGUCAAUGGAAAAGGCAAAGGAGGUGCCAUGAUAACAACAAACUGGAUGGAGGUUGUGAAGAAGACUAAUAUGAGAGUUAAAAAUGUGUUUGUGUUCUGGUUCCGUGGUAGCCGCGGUGGUGGUCUCAAGCUUCUGGUUGAUAUUCUCUGA